GGGGCCGGGAACAAAGAGACCGCGGGGAGCCCGGCGGCCCCCUCCAGCACCCGUGGUGCCGGGCCCGGAGCCGGCUCAGCUCAUGGCCGCUGCUUGCUCGUGGCGCUGGGCCCUGGCGGCUGCGCGGGGCCAGGUCUUUGGAUCCCGCCAUGGGGGGGGGGAGGGUCAGCGGAAGUCGGUCGUCGGUCAGAACCGGGAGCGACAGGCAGGGAAAGGGCGGCCGGAGGCCCCUCCCCGCCGUGGAGGUGCAGCUCUUCUCUGACCAGCGACCCGGGCUGGCUCCGAGCCUGGCUCAGCUUUUGCCAGAACUCGGGAUGAAGUUGCCAGCUCCCCGCACCUGUUUGCCGAGGGGUCACUCAGAUUCGGGGCUGCGUGUGGACCUUAGAAACGUGCCUGCAAGUUUGUUUUUAAAUGCAGUUGUGCCUUCACGUGCGUGCCGGUCUGUUCUGGUGGCAGCUUUGUACAGCAGCACAGAGACGAGUGAAAGAAAAUGGACUCGCUGCGGAUUUAUCGUGAUGCUGAUGGGACAACGCAAACUCCGAAUAUUGCGCUGAUCCAGCUUAUUCACUCAUCUCCUAAUAAAAUACUAAUGCAGGCACUGGUUCUAGAAGCCUACAGAAAACUGGCCAAGGAAUAUCAUCCUGACAAGAAUCCAAAUGCAGGGGACAAAUUCAAAGAAAUAAGCUUUGCCUAUGAAGUUUUAUCGAAUCCAGAGAAACGCGAGUUGUAUGACCGGUAUGGAGAACAGGGGCUUCGAGAAGGUAGUGGCGGAAGUGGUGGAAUGGACGAUAUUUUCUCCCACAUUUUUGGUGGUGGAUUGUUCAAUUUCAUGGGUGGUCAGAGUAGAAGUCGCAAUGGCAGAAGAAGAGGAGAAGAUAUGAUGCAUCCACUUAAAGUAUCUUUAGAAGAUCUAUAUAAUGGAAAGACAACUAAACUACAGCUUAGCAAGAAUGUCCUUUGUAGUGCAUGUAAUGGCCAGGGUGGAAAGUCUGGAGCUGUUCAGAAGUGUAGUGCUUGUCGGGGUAGAGGUGUACGUAUCAUGAUCAGACAACUGGCUCCUGGAAUGUCUGUGUGCUCUGAUUGCAAUGGAGAAGGUGAAGUAAUUAAUGAAAAAGAUCGUUGUAAAAAAUGUGAAGGAAAGAAGGUGAUCAAAGAAGUAAAGAUACUUGAAGUUCAUGUAGAUAAAGGCAUGAAACAUGGACAGAGAAUUACAUUUAGUGGAGAAGCAGAUCAGGCCCCAGGUGUAGAACCAGGAGACAUUGUCCUUCUGCUCCAAGAAAAGGAGAAUGAGGUGUUCCAGAGAGAUGGCAAUGACUUGCAUAUGACCCACAAGAUCGGACUUGUUGAAGCACUAUGUGGAUUUCAGUUCACGUUUAAGCACCUUGAUGGACGUCAGAUUGUGGUAAAAUAUCCUCCUGGAAAAGUAAUUGAACCAGGGUGUGUUCGGGUAGUUAGGGGUGAAGGAAUGCCACAAUAUCGCAAUCCUUUUGAAAAAGGAGAUCUUUAUAUAAAGUUUGAUGUGCAAUUUCCUGAAAAUAACUGGAUUAGCCCAGAAAAGCUUUCAGAACUUGAAGAUCUUCUGCCAGCUAGACCAGAAUUUCCUAAUGUAAUUGGAGACACAGAAGAAGUAGAUCUUCAGGAAUUUGAUACCACUCGUGGGUCAGGUGGUGGCCAGAGACGUGAAGCAUACAAUGAUAGUUCUGAUGAAGAAAGCAGCCAUCAUGGACCUGGGGUACAGUGUGCCCACCAGUAAACGUUUGUCUAAAAAGUUGCACAAGGAUUUUCUUUCAAAUUUUGCCUGACUUGCUUUCAGCAAUCCAGACGGAUUGUAUAAGUAAUCCAGAUGAACCAAUGGACAUCUCUUGCUGUAUGUGUAACUUUUAAAUUGGUCUAUAGUAUCUACAGAGUGUAAUUUAAACUAACCACAACACUUACAUCUUCAUUUUGACUGGGUAGCAGAAUAAAGCACUUGAAAGGAAGACGAGACUCCUUUUCACAUGGGUUUUAAGUUUGUCCUUGUAUCUGUGCUUGAUUUUUACCAGUUUUGUGUAGAUUUUUAAGUUUCUUAUUUUAAAUUCAAAUUCACCAUUGUAAAGUUUGUGUACAAGUUGUCCUGAGGCUUGGUAUUUGGCUGCACCUGCAUAAGCUGCUACAAGUAGAAUAAAGAAUUUCAUAGCCUGUAUCUAUCAUUUAGAUGCAUGGUAAAUGGGCUUUGCACAUAAUGGGUUUAGAGCUGACUGGGAACAAUGGAAGACUAAAUUAGAAGUGGUUGUAAGUUUGUUUGGGGUUUGGUUUUGUUUUUUUUUUUACCAUCUUGUGAACAGUUCUGAAACUAAAUAAAAACAGUUGGUGUAUAAUAUAUAUUUCCUUA
This is a messenger RNA of Alligator sinensis (Chinese alligator), 2371 nucleotides long. RefSeq names its product DnaJ heat shock protein family (Hsp40) member A2 (gene DNAJA2). Gene Ontology annotation, biological process: protein refolding. The transcript has 10 exons. The record is from RefSeq and is a predicted model, not a curated record. Lineage: Eukaryota; Metazoa; Chordata; Crocodylia; Alligatoridae. The coding region runs from base 491 to 1753 and encodes 420 amino acids. Gene Ontology annotation, cellular component: cytoplasm; cytosol. Gene Ontology annotation, molecular function: Hsp70 protein binding.